CUGUGCAAGAAAACGACUUGAUCUUAAACUUGAAGACUCAUUGAUCACCGGUAUCUGGAACAUCGGAUCAAAGAAGAGGCACAUGGAUUACCGAGGGAAGCUGGGAGACGAGGUCAGUUACGAAACGACCAACAUUUUCUUCGGUUGAGAGCUCAGUCGAAGGAGGAUGCGCCAGCGGAGAGGAUCGGGCUUCGAUUGCACUUGAAAUCGAGCUCGGAAACGAAGACCGUACGUUCGCGUCGGUCGUCGAACUCCGGAGUCGACGGGAGAAUAAACGAGGAAGAAAAAAAAAAAAAAAGGGGAGAAGCGGAGACGAGAUCGGAGAACGCAAGCCAGUCGGAAAGAGAGUGCUUUCUUCGUGAAUCGACGACGGUGAAGGUCCUCGUAUAUAAGCAACUGCCGGUACAGCAAUUGUCAGUGUGAUUCGUCCCAUCGAAACCACCUAAUCUCUUAUACCAACGAACCGGAUAACGAUGUUGCGAGUAUUUUUGUUCGCCCUGGCCGUGACCGUCGCGAGGGCCUCCUAUUUAUCCUCCCUGGAUGGAGGCCAUGGCUACGGCGGCCAUGGCUACGGCGGCGGUGAGCCAAAACUUAUCUCGCAGUCGGUGCAUCUGAAAGAAAUACCGACGAAGAUCAUCAAGGUCACCAAAACGGCAGUCGUCAAGGUUCCAGUGCCGUAUCCGGUCAAGGUGCCCCAUCACAUACCAGUUCCGGUACCGGUGAACCAUCCUAUCGCGGUUCCGUACCCGAAGCUAGUGAAAGUCCAGGAACAGUUGCCGGUCGAGGUGCCCAAGCCAGUCCCGAUCACUGUUCACCAGCAAGUACCGGUGGUGGUGCCGAAGGCAGUGCCAAUACCGCAGCCGAUUCCUGUUCCACACCCGGUAGCCAUUACCAAGUCUGUCUACUACCCGGUACCGCACCCGAUUCCAUAUCAGGCGUACAGCGAAUCCGAGGGUGGAGGCGGCGGCGGCGGCGGUGGCUACGACUCCUCCGACCACUCUGCUCACGAAUCGGGCAGCUACAGCUCCUACACCGUCAACGAUCAGGGCCACGGUGGAUACGAUCAGCAGCAAGUCGGUGGACAGGGCCACUUCCAGCCUUCGCAGCCCGACUACAGUGGCCAUCAAUGAGCAGUCGCCAUUUCUCGUUAUAUAGUCGGUGGAAUAGACACGGUGACUUAGAACGUACCGCCUUCGCGAUAUAGCGAGGUCGUAAAUUUCUUCA
Colletes gigas is the source of this 1224-nucleotide messenger RNA. RefSeq names its product E3 ubiquitin-protein ligase RNF12-B-like. Lineage: Eukaryota; Metazoa; Arthropoda; Insecta; Hymenoptera; Colletidae. The record is from RefSeq and is a predicted model, not a curated record. Bases 474 to 1130 code for a protein of 218 amino acids. The transcript is spliced from 3 exons.